AUGAGCGACUUCGAUUCCGGGGACGACCUAUUCGAUGGUGUAGAUGCUGACGAGCUAGCAUCUGCUCAAUACUCUUCCCCUGCAGCAAAGCGAAAACGAGAACUGGAGGACCCCGAGGGCGCUGACUUGCUGAAGAGGCAUCGCAAUGUCUCCAAUGGAACGAAUCUUGCCGACGGCGAGUCAUCGGCCCUGAUGGACGUUGCUCAGAACCUGCUCACCGAAACAUUCGGUUACACAGCGUUUCGUCACGAGCAGGCAGGCGCAAUUCAAAGGCUUCUCGCUGGCGAGAGCGCCCUGACCGUUUUCCCCACUGGUGCUGGAAAGUCACUCUGCUAUCAGAUACCGGCCUUUGCUUUCGAGCAACUUGACUUGAGAAGCGGCUCAAAGGCGCCCGGCGAGCAUGGCGUCAGCAUCGUCGUCUCACCCCUUAUCGCGCUGAUGAAGGAUCAAGUCGACGCGCUGCAACGGCGAAACCUUGCAGCUGAAUGCCUUGACUCGACCAAAACGUGGGAGCAGGUGCAGCAGAUCUACGCAGGUCUCCGCCAAGGCACGCUUCGUCUCCUGUACUGUGCCCCGGAGCGCCUCAACAACGAAGGCUUCGUCGAAACCAUGCGCCAUGUCCGGGGCGGUGUUCGCCUCCUGGCUGUUGACGAGGCCCACUGUGUUUCCGAAUGGGGCCAUUCCUUUCGCCCCGAAUAUCUCAAAGUCUCUCGCUUUGCCGACGAGAUCAACGCGGAGCGGGUAGUCUGCCUCACGGCAACUGCGACGCCAAAGGUCAUCGAGGAUAUCUGCCACGCCUUCAAGAUCCAUCCACAAGGCGUCUUUCGCACUACCCUUUAUCGGCCAAACCUCAACCUCCAUGUUAAGGCGGUCAAAACAAAACAGGAAAAGUAUCCUCUUCUCUUUCAAUUUCUCAACGACAAUCCCGGGCCAACGCUCGUCUACGUCACUGUCCAGCAGCAAGCAAUGAAGAUGGCGGAGGAUCUGCGAAAACAAGGCUACGAUGCAGAACCAUUCCAUGCCGGAUUGGAUGUGGCAGUCAAGACAGAGCUCCAGGACAAGUUCUUGGCCAACCGAGUGCGCAUAAUCGUUGCUACCAUUGCAUUCGGUAUGGGUAUUGACAAGCCAGACAUCCGCAAUAUUAUCCACUUCGACCUUUCGUCCACGGUGGAAGAGUAUUGCCAGCAGAUUGGGCGAGCUGGGCGCGACGGGAAAACUAGCAACUGCAUGUACUACGUCUGUCCCGAAGACUGGUACAUCCGGGAAAACUUUGCGCGAGGGGACCUACCAUCCUGCCAGUCCCUAAAGGCCUUUCUGAACGACAUUUUCAGCCGAGAGAACGUGUCCAAGCCCCUGGGUGACAAUUUCAAAACAAGUCACUAUGUACAAUCACGCGAGUUUGACAUACGUACGGGCCCGCUGGCGACCGUCUACGCAGCACUAGAGCUGCAGUUUGGGCUGAUUCGAGCGAUAACGCCAGAGUAUAGCGAAUACAAAUUUGUGCCAACAAAGGUGUACUUCGCACGCGUAAGCAAAGAAAAUGCUCCGGAAGCCAAGGCGAUAUACACCCACGCGGCGAAGAAGACAAAGUUCUUCCACGUCGACGUUAACAACAUCGUUUCACAAACGGGGAUCCGCCGGGCCGACAUUGUCCGCAAACUGACCGAUCUGAAUAACGCUGGUGUCAUCGAACUCAAGGCCGGCGGCCUUGAGCAGCGAUACCGCAUCAUGCAGCCGCUGCCCUCUUCCGCCAAGGACGUCGGCGCGCUGGCUGACCGCUUGUACGAGGAUCUCUCGCGGCGCGAGGAGGACUCCCUGCGCCGCACCAAGCAGGUGGAGGACCUCGUCACCGGCGACCAGUGUCUCGCGCUGGCCCUGGCGCAGCACUUUGGCAUGGGUCUACCCGAAGGCAAGCCCAAGUGUGGCCACUGCACGCACUGCCUGACAGGGCGGCGGACCGUCAUGCCCCCGCGGCCGAAGAUGGCGACGGACAUGGCGGGCAUCAAGCGGAUACUCGCCGCGUGCGAUGUGCGUGACGACCCGCGAUUCAUCGCCCGCAUCGCCUUCGGCAUCAAAAGCCCGCGGGUCACCAAGUUGAAGUUGGACAAGCACGCGGUGUUUGGGUCGCUCGCGGAGCAUGACUUCACGUCCCUUCUAGAGGAAUUCACGAAGGCUUGCGAUGCGGUUGAAGUGGGAAACAAGUGA
This is a messenger RNA of Cordyceps fumosorosea ARSEF 2679, 2205 nucleotides long. Its product is annotated as ATP-dependent DNA helicase recQ. Gene Ontology annotation, cellular component: cytoplasm; chromosome; nucleus. The record is from RefSeq and is a predicted model, not a curated record. The coding region runs from base 1 to 2205 and encodes 734 amino acids. Gene Ontology annotation, biological process: double-strand break repair via homologous recombination. Gene Ontology annotation, molecular function: 3'-5' DNA helicase activity; nucleic acid binding; ATP binding. Lineage: Eukaryota; Fungi; Ascomycota; Sordariomycetes; Hypocreales; Cordycipitaceae. The transcript has 3 exons.